Castor canadensis (American beaver) is the source of this 1141-nucleotide messenger RNA. RefSeq names its product pyrimidinergic receptor P2Y4 (gene P2ry4). Gene Ontology annotation, molecular function: G protein-coupled UTP receptor activity; G protein-coupled purinergic nucleotide receptor activity. Lineage: Eukaryota; Metazoa; Chordata; Mammalia; Rodentia; Castoridae. Gene Ontology annotation, biological process: G protein-coupled receptor signaling pathway; transepithelial chloride transport. The record is from RefSeq and is a predicted model, not a curated record. Gene Ontology annotation, cellular component: plasma membrane.
CUUCCUCAUUUUUGCCCUACCUCUAGGGGGCCAUGGCCACUGCAGAGUCCUUACUGUUCACAUCCCUAGGCCCCAGCGCAGGUCCUGGAGAAGAUGAGGUAGAGACCAACUGCUGGUUCAACGAAGACUUCAAGUUCAUCCUGCUGCCUGUGAGCUACGCCAUUGUCUUUGUGCUGGGCCUCAGUCUCAAUGCUCCAACUCUUUGGUUCUUCCUCUUCCGCCUUCGACCCUGGGAUGCAACAGCCACCUACAUGUUCCACCUGGCAUUGUCAGACACCUUGUAUGUGUUGUCACUGCCCACUCUCGUCUACUACUACGCAGCCCGCAACCACUGGCCGUUUGGCACUAGGUUCUGCAAGUUCAUCCGCUUUCUCUUCUAUUGGAACCUCUACUGCAGUGUCCUGUUCCUCACCUGCAUCAGUGUGCACCGCUACCUGGGCAUCUGCCAUCCACUGCGGGCACUACGCUGGGGCCACCCUCGCUUUGCAGGCCUUGUCUGUCUGGCAGUUUGGUUGGUGGUAGCCGGCUGCCUGGUGCCCAACCUAUUUUUUGUCACAACCAGCAUCAGGGGGUCCACCAUCUUGUGCCAUGACACCACUCUCCCUGAGGAGUUUGACCACUAUGUGCACUUCAGCUCGGCAAUCAUGGGGCUGCUCUUUGGCUUGCCCUGCCUUGUCACUCUGGUCUGCUAUGGGCUCAUGGCCCGGCGCCUGUAUCGGCCCUUGCCAGGGGCGGCGCAGUCAUCUUCUCGUCUCCGUUCUCUCCGCACUAUCAUCGUGGUGCUCACUGUCUUUGCUGUCUGCUUCGUGCCUUUCCAUAUCACCCGCACCAUUUAUUACCUGGCAAGGCUGUUGGAAGCUGACUGCCAGGUGCUGAACAUUGUCAACGUGGUCUACAAAGUGACUCGGCCCCUGGCCAGUGCUAAUAGCUGCCUGGAUCCAGUGCUCUACCUGCUCACCGGAGACAAGUAUCGCCGCCAGCUCCGGCGGCUCUGCAGUGGUGGCAGGCUUCAGCGUCCCACUGUUGCCUCCUCCCUGGCACUGGUGACACUGCCUGAGGAGAGCAGCUGCAGGUGGACAGUUGCCCCCCAGGACAGUAGCCGCCCUACUACUCGUGCAGAUGGAUUGUAACCCUGAGAGAA